Histoplasma capsulatum G186AR is the source of this 1796-nucleotide messenger RNA. RefSeq lists its product as uncharacterized. Lineage: Eukaryota; Fungi; Ascomycota; Eurotiomycetes; Onygenales; Ajellomycetaceae. The record is from RefSeq and is a predicted model, not a curated record. The transcript has a single exon. Bases 1 to 1578 code for a protein of 525 amino acids.
AUGGCUUUUCCAGAUAUUCGAGGGGAUGGGCUAAUUAGGGCUCAAAUGGCCUUGGAAGCGUUGCAGCGGGAUCCGCAGCUACUCGAUUACACAAGAAGACGAUUCAGCGAUUCUCCACCAUCAUACAAAUCUCAUCAGUCACACAACUCAACAUUGUCUCAGAGUCCAAUUCCGCCUGGUGAGGACCAGGGAAUACGCGAAGAGAAUCAACGACGGGAAGAGCAACGGUUUCGUCUCAUUAAGGAGCAUGGAGCGUCCAGUCCUUACGAACAAUUCACGGCUCAGUGGAAGGCGGAGGUAAAUCGGAUCACCGACGCAGCUAUGAACAGGACAGAACAUGUCCCGAUCGGAAUAAGCUUCUACAGUCUCGCGCAAGAAAGUGUUAAGAAGCGGUGGAUCGAGCAGGGCAUCUGGAACGACAAGUGGAAUGGUAGGACUACUUUAGCUUCAACGAAGUGGAAGCAUGAAGAGCCAGAAGAAUCUGACUCGGAAUCGGACACUGAUAGACCAGUGACACCCCAAUCUCGCUUCUCUUUUUUCCCGACAGAGCCAAAACCCAGGCGGCAAAAGAGUGAUCAAGAGAAGCAACUUAUUGCAGAGCGGCGGGCCGCACUCAAGCGUGAACGUGAGGCUUCACGCCCUUUUCAUCAGUUUGUUUACCAGGUGUUGAAAGAGAGUGAACUGAUCCAAGGAAAGACAGGGGGUGAGGGGGUCACUGCCCCUGCUACUACCGCGGACGACAUUAAUACUCAAGCGUACGAGAAUAUCAAGAGCACUUGGGUCCGACGAGGGAUUUGGGACAUAAAGUGGGGUAUACUACCUGGGAUGAACUGGAAGCAUGAGAGGCCUCUUGAGAUUGGAGCUGAUCUUCUCCCGCUUCCUCAGGUGAACUCCCUUGGGAAUGACUCCCACGAUGCUGGAGAAGCACCUCUGCCACGUCUUUUUGACCCCAUUCCUCCCGAUGAAACAGAUGCUCGCCAAACAUCUGGUGUAGUGAGCACACCUCAGCGAGGACAUUCUGCGGAUAACUCGGUCAGAUUCGCUAACGGUGACGCUGAGGAUUCCUCGGAAUCGAACCCACCUUCCGGGAGACAACGAGGAGAGGAUGUUUUUCCCGUGACGGGGCAGAUGGAACGAUCUGGCGGUCAGAGAUUUUCUAGCGAAGAUAGACAACCACCACUCAACAAAAGUUUUCUAGGCCCGGUACAUUCAUCAAGGGUAUCAAAGUCUCCCCCAGAGAGACGACGUGGACGUCAGCAACCACCGAAUCCAUCCGCAGAAGUAACCUCUGGUGGGCCGUCGUUACCGGGACCAGAUGUAACUAGAACACCCUCUAAACCUGCUAGCACACCUCUACGUAGAAGCAAACGACUACAACAACAGCAACCACCGGAGCCUAGGGAAACUGAAAUCCCAGGUGAGACGGCGUCUACCAAAUCACCUAAGGCUGUAUCCAAACGAAGACCAAAGCAAGCCACUGCAGCCAAUUCAAAGUCCGUAUUAUCGGCUAGGUCUCAGGGAAUAUCCAAGAAUCGACGCACAAGUGCCAGGAGGGGGAAAAAACAGGAUGACCGGUAGAAUUGGAGAACUUUGGGUUUGAGGUAUUAAUUAAUAAGGAGAAGGAUUCCAGAGGGAAGGUCGUAAUGUACAGUACCAUUUUUAUUCCGUCCUGGUUUUGAGGACCCGAUCCGUUUAUCAAGAUAUACAUAGCUCGUAGUAAUUUUAGUCAACAUCAAGCCGCAUUUUCCUUAUGCGUUGUCAGUGUUAUUUGAAUAUCACAAAACUUUGAAAGAUCC